Eufriesea mexicana is the source of this 918-nucleotide messenger RNA. Its product is annotated as fidgetin. Bases 1 to 918 code for a protein of 305 amino acids. Lineage: Eukaryota; Metazoa; Arthropoda; Insecta; Hymenoptera; Apidae. The transcript has 3 exons. The record is from RefSeq and is a predicted model, not a curated record.
AUGAAGGCCUUCGUAACAUUUCUACUGGUCGCUUCGCUGAUCGCCAUUAGCGCGAGUGCAUCGAUAAAGAAGUUCGAAAAACGUGGUCUUCUGAACGACAAUGGAUACUCUGGCGGUCACGACAGUCACGACACAUCCGUGGUAGUGUCUCCUGUCGUGGAACCUACUACAAAAUACCUUCCACCCGUAGCACCAGUCAAGAAACCCUACGCAGUGUCUUCCUUAUCAGUCCCAAGUUACAGUGUUCCAGAACAUUUACCAGAAUCAGUCCCAGCACAGUCUUACGGUGUUCCAUCCCACAGUGCAUCUUACUCUGUAGCUGAACCUGCGCCAUCAUACGGACUCCCUGUGCCAUCUUACAGUGCCCCUGUCUCUGCAUCACUGCCAUCUUACAGUGCUCAUGUCUCUGCACCACUGCCAUCUUACAGUGCUCAUGUCUCUGCAUCACUGCCAUCUUACAGUGCUCACGCCCCAUCACUGUUGCCAUCUUACAGUGCCCAUACCUCUGUACCAUCUUCGACCUAUGGACUCCCUAGCCACUCUUCUGGAGUUGUUUUGAACGGACCUGCACUGGCUUCAACUGCAUCCCUCUCUGUGCCGCACUCAGUGUCAGUUGGAUCUGGUUUGGGCAGUGGACUUGGCCUGGCAUCUGUCGGUGUGCCUAGUUCCACUUAUGGAGUACCAAGCAGCGUCCACUCCGGAUACUCCUCUGGUCUUUCCUUGUCAUCUCUAAGCGUGCCCAGCAAGACCUACGGAUUACCUAGCUCGGCAAUGGUUAUAGCAAUGGUUACCAUGGUGGAUCAUCUGUCAGCCUGUUACCAAGCCCCUCUUAUGGUGUUCCGAGUUCAGAUAACGGGUACGAGUACCCCAUCCCAUCGAAACAAUUACUUCUUUAAAUUUAAGAGAGGAAUUACGUGA